AUGCAGCCAGCGUGGGUCGCGUGCCUAGCUCUCCACGUCAUCGUCUUAUCUCUCCUACCCACCCUCCUCGUGCGUGCGGGCGACGUCCCCGGCGAGGCGGAGUCGUUGCCGGGAUGGAAGGGCGCCACCUACGUCCUACCGCCAGGACUUCGGGGGCGGGAGAGGGACGCGGCGAAUGAGAGCCCUGAGCUGCCGGAAGCCGGUCUCGCGCAGGGAGAUCAGCAACGGAGGCGGCGGACGGAAACUGAAACGCAACCGCAGGCAACUGAGCAGUUGGGUCAAGGUGACUCUAACGGGGGAGGAGACUCCAGCGGGCGCGCCAUUAUUCAGCUAUCGGCGGACGAGCCGCGCGCGUACCUUUUCAAGCGGUUCCUGACGGACGAAGAAUGCGACCACAUCAUCUCUCUCGCCGAGCCCUCGCUCGAAAGAUCGACGGUGAUCGCGGCGGCGAGCAGCGGCAGCGAGGUGAGCGACAUUCGCACGAGUUUCGGGACGUUCAUCGACAAGGGCGCGGACGACGUGAUUGCGCGCGUCGAACGGCGCAUCGAGGCGUGGACGCACCUGCCCGUGUCGCACCAGGAGGCGCUGCAGGUGAGCAAUGGCAAGGAGAGGGAAGGAUGGGAGAAGCUCGAGCAGGAGAAGGUGCUGAGAUACAACGUGGGGCAGAAGUACGUGCCUCACCACGACUACUUCUCUGAUCCACCCGAGACGCUGCAGGGCGGGCAGCGGCUGGCCACCGUGCUCAUGUAUCUCAGCAACGUCACCCUUGGCGGGGAAACCGUCUUCUCCAAUGUCCCCGACCCCACUCCCAAAGACCACUCCUGGUCUGACUGCGCCAAGGGUUACCUGGCAGUCAAGCCCGUUAAAGGGGACGCGUUGUUGUUCUUUAGUAUGCACCCGGAUGGGACGCCGGAUGAGGCGAGUAUGCACUAUGCGUGCCCGGUGGUGGCUGGGGUGAAGUGGUCGGCACCCAAGUGGAUUCACGUGAGGGAGUUUGAUGUGCCUGGGGAGGAGGGGGAUCCCAAUGUGUGUGCGGAUACGAAUGGCAUGUGUGCAGAGUGGGCGGAGGCAGGGGAGUGUGAGAAAAACAGCAAGUAUAUGGUUGGGGGGAAGAGGUUUGUUGGGGCUUGCAGGAAGGCGUGUGGAGUGUGUACAGCUGACAGCACCAAUGUGACUGCUGCUGGUGGUGAGGCUGUGCAAAGAGCUGCCUCGUAG
Messenger RNA from Closterium sp. NIES-65, 1215 nucleotides. The record is from the annotation of a GenBank genome assembly. NCBI's taxonomy places the organism in Eukaryota, Viridiplantae, Streptophyta, Zygnematophyceae, Desmidiales, Closteriaceae.